This is a messenger RNA of Siniperca chuatsi (mandarin fish), 4903 nucleotides long. It is a transcript of the gene nab1b, whose product is annotated as NGFI-A binding protein 1b (EGR1 binding protein 1). The transcript is spliced from 7 exons. Gene Ontology annotation, cellular component: nucleus. Gene Ontology annotation, biological process: negative regulation of DNA-templated transcription. The coding region runs from base 1 to 1515 and encodes 504 amino acids. NCBI's taxonomy places the organism in Eukaryota, Metazoa, Chordata, Actinopteri, Centrarchiformes, Sinipercidae. The record is from RefSeq and is a predicted model, not a curated record. Gene Ontology annotation, molecular function: transcription coregulator activity; transcription factor binding.
AUGGCAGCAGUGUUGCCGAGAACCCUGGGUGAGCUGCAGCUCUACCGGAUCCUGCAGCGAGCGAACCUGCUCUACUACUACGAGGCCUUCAUCCAACAGGGGGGCGACGACGUGCAGCAGCUGUGCGAGGCCGGGGAGGAGGAGUUCCUGGAGAUCAUGGCCCUCGUCGGCAUGGCCAGCAAGCCGCUGCACGUGCGCCGCCUGCAGAAGGCUCUGCGCGACUGGGUCACCAACCCGGCCGUCUUCAACCAGCCGCUCACGUCGAUGCCCGUCUGCAGCAUCCCCGUCUACAAGCUGCCCGAGGGCUCGCCCACGCUGCUCAGUGCGCAGGACCGAGCCAACACCGCCAGCGUCAAGAUGCCCAAAGCCGUCGCCGCCGCCUGCUCCGACCCAGGGAAGCUGGAGGUGGCACGAGACAAAGUGUCAGCCGGGUCGCCGCUGCAGGGCAGCAGCGAGGCUCGAUUCUGGUCGGGCCACAGCAACGACAGCGAGCACAGCCUGUCGCCGUCGGACCUCGGCUCCCCGUCCUCGCCGAGAGACGCGUUAGAGGCUCUGGACGCCGCGGCAGUCCAGUCAGUCCUGGAGUGCGUGGACAGGAUGGCGCCGGGACUUCCUAAAACAGACCUAGCUGAGGUCAAAGAGCAGCUGAAGAACAACAAGAAGCUGGCAAAGAUGAUCGGACACAUCUUUGAACUGAGCGACGAUGACCCACGGAGGGAAGAGGAGAUUCGUAAAUACAGCGCCAUCUAUGGACGCUUUGACUCCAAGAGGAGAGAUGGCAAACACCUGACGCUGCACGAGCUGACGGUGAACGAGGCGGCAGCUCAGCUCUGUAUGAGGGACAUGGCUCUGCUGACACGUCGAGACGAGCUGUUCGGGCUCGCCCGCCAGAUUUCCAGAGAGGUCACCUACAAAUACACCUACCGCACCAGCAAGUCACGCUGUGGAGACAGAGACGAGCCGUCCCCUAAAAGGAUUAAAACAGAGGAGAACUUCUUCGACAUCCAGGAGGCGCUGCAGGCCAUCCACAUGAGGCAGGAGAUGCUGAGGGAGCAGCUGGCCUGCGCCAAGUCGAAAGGAGAAGAAACCGUCGGACGAAAUCUGCAGAUGCAGCUGGAGCGUCUGCUGGCCAGGCAGAUGGAGAUCCUGCAGGACGCCGCCGUCCAGGAGCGACUCCAGGCUCUGGACUGGAGGAUCCCCCCCGCCGCCUUAAAGUACCUCAACGACGCCCAGAACACCAACGGAGCCGCCGCCGACGCCAGCAGAGACAACCAAGAUGAACGACCAAUCAACUUGCGAGUGGUUAGUCAGAACAUGCAGGAAGGCGACCUCCCAUUGGGCAAGCAGCUAGCCAAUGAACUGAAGCGCCAUCACAACCACAACAACAACAACAACAACAACACCACCACCACAGACGAGACCAAAACACCAGCAACAGAAAACGGGACGUCGCAGCGGGCGUCCAACAACACAGAGAAGAAGACCAUCAAGUCAGAGCCGGAAGACUCCACAUAGUGCCUCCUGCCACACCCUACCACCACCCCCACCCCUUGUACCAACCCUCAAUUCAUUCUACUCACACUUGACAGUAUGCAUUUAUUACCCGUCAAUAGAUACUAAGCAAGCACAGCCACAGUAGAGCCUUAACAACCAAUGUUGCCUCAUGAAUAGCAUUUAUUUUUCUUUGAUUUUGUCUUUGUUUUUUUGUUUAAAAGGUAUUUGCCAAAGCACCUAGAGAGCAUGUCAAGAAGCCCUUCAGUGCUCUACAGGUCUUUGUCUGUUGAUUAAUUAUACACGUUAGAUGUACAUGUAAUUUAAGAGUGAUCUGUUUUAGACAUUUGUAUACUCUUUACCUCUGCCUGUGUGGUGUUUUUGUUGCUUUCUUUGGACAGCCAGGUUGCAGGCUGUGAUGCCGGGGCUGAGUCUUAACUCAAACGUAGAUUCAGAGAUGAGACAACAACAGAAAUGUUGGGUGUGUUGCUGCAUGUCCACACUGUGGCGAGAUCAGCAUCUUGGUAACACUUUUGUAUGGCUACCAUAUAGCCAAUGUUUUAAGGCCUCCUUCACUCACUUGUACCUUAAAACAAUGCUGCCAAUAUUCAAUCUAAAAUUUCAAAUUCCAAAAUAUUUCAAGUGUUUCUCCUUCAGAUUUUUAGCAACACUAGCUGUGGUGCUCUAGGGAUGGCAAUGCCGCCACUUUGGUUCAGACUAAAAUAUCUUCGUAGUGGAUACUUUGCCAUGAAAUUUGGCAUUUGACAUGCAUGCCCCUGAAGAGGAUGAAUCCUAAAUACUUUGGUGAUCCUCUGACUUUUGAUUUAGCAGCACCUGCAGGUCAAACUUUAUAAUUAACCAGUGAAAUAUCUUGACAUCUACCAAAUGGAUUGGCACAAACAUUGGUACAGACAUUCAUGGUUCCCAGAUGAUGUAACCUUAUGAUUUUGAUGAUCCUCUGGCUUUUCCUCUAGCGCCACCAUGAGAUUGACAUAUUUGGUUUUUGAGUGAAAUACCUCCACAACUAUGGAAUAGUUGACAAAGUCAGAAGUCUACACUCAUUUGUCCAAUACUUUGGUUUAUGACCAAAUACCUGCAAAGCUAAUGGCAUUCCCAUCAGCCUCAGUUGUACUUAGUGUAUGGUGCUAAUUAACAAUUGUUAGCAUUCUAACUGAGAUGGUGACCAUGGCAAACAUUACUUGCUAAACAUUAGCAUUUAGCUUGAGAGCAAUGCGAGUACAGCCUCACAGAGCCGCUAGCGUGGCUGUAGACUUUUAGUCUCAUUAUUUUCAGGAUGGAAACAGGGUGUAACACAGUUAUUUUGGGGUUGGCAGCUCUUGUAGGCAAGGUCGCCAAAUCAAUAUUACCCUAAUACUAAUAGUAUAUUAUUAAGGCUUUCAUAAUGAAUUUUUAAUGCACUUGUAAUGCCUUAUGACCUAUAUGUCAACACAAAGUGCUUAUUGAUGCUUUAUGUUGCCAGUCAUCAACACAUUAUAGAUGAAACUUUCGAUAAACUAUACAUGCAAGCAUAUAUAUGAAUAUUUAUUGGAAAAAAGAUCAAAGUCAUCAACACGUAAUAAUGGCAGACAUACAAAGUGAUACCUAAUUUUGAGAUUCAUGGCUGGUAUCCAAAAAUUCACAAUCCAUUUUCAUGACUUUACAAGGCAACUAUAAUUUUUGACUAUAAUAAACUUACCAGCAAUAGCCAAAGAUUUAGCAGCAUUUGAGUCUUCUGAGCCUCCAUCAUUCUCCCAAAUCUAACUUAGGUGUCUGUAUUUGUACUGUAACUCAAAACAAAGGUGUAAAAGUACUGUAGGGAGAUAGAGUUAGGAUUCAGCCCCUGUAGCAGGUUAGUUUUUUUGUCGUUCACUUCAAAUGGUAAAACAGGAGAGGUUUGGAUUAAUCCAUCCGUCCUCGCUCUUGUCUUGUGUAUAUUUAUGGGAGGUAAUCUAAGAAGAGGAUGUAGAGGAGCUGUUGUGGAAUAACAGCAGGGGACCACUGUCAUUGGUCUUGGCAGGAUGGCUGGGCUGGCAUGCCGGAGGCCAAGCUAAUUGGUUCAUUUCACUUUGUAAUUUAGCAAAACACUGCUGUUGAACCGAAACCACGCAUCUGCAAACAGGGAAUAUUUCAGGAAAAAGCCUGUGUGUAUUUUAGAAAUGAUCCAACAAGCUUUCAGCAGGCCCCACAGGUCGUAAAAUCCACUCAAUAUGUAGACUUUCAACUGAAGACAGAUUCAAAUAUUAUAUAUAUAUAAUUUAAUAUAAGGUUGCAGGCAUGUGGUUUUUCAACAACAGCGGCAAAAAGCAAAAUUCCUGUUUAUUGCUGUUCUUCGCGGAGCAGCAGCCUGGGGUCUGUAAAUAGUACCUUGAUAACAAAUAGUGCUAGCCUAAUCUCUCAACCAGGGUUCUCCUUUGUCAAGUGUAACUUUGCUGUAGAUUUUUGGUGUCAAUACGGUGUUUAUGUAUGUAGAGCAAAAACAAAAAAAAGAAAACUUAAGUAUCAUGGAGGAAAAAAUACAACAGUGUGAAAGUGUCUGGUAUAUAAAAACAUGCUUUACAUGAUAAUGUUGAUUAGCCUUAGCUCUUAACAGUGUUUAAUCCACCUGUGAUGGCCAUCAGUGCAUAUUUCAAAGAUGUGUUUUUGCUGUUUAGAGGUAAAUACAUAACAAAUAAGUGUUCACUGUGUUUUUAUGUGUUCGCCACACUGUGUAAAUACAUCUGUUUGGUCCAAGAUGAUAAUAAUGUCCAGACAAUUUGGUCUAACUCUUCUUUCCCCCUACUCCUUGCAGAUAGUUUAGUCUCACUCAGCAUAAUGACAGACCAAUGCAAUAUUUAUGUAAGUAAUAAGUCUAUUUGCAUACUAUAUGGAUCCGUCAUUUUGUUAUGUGCUCAGUAACUGUAUGUCUGUCAUGAACUUCAGGGUGGGAAUUCACCUACAACUUGGGAAAUGUUUGUGUUGUCUCACUUUUUGUGCGCAGGGCACUGUAUUUGUAUUUAAAGACAUUGUGUUUUUUUUUUCACGAAAUUCCAUGAGGUUGUUUUGUUUCAAGCAGCCACUAUGGCAAGGAACUAGCGAAGAUUUGGAGUCGUGGUCUGUUGUAAAAAUCUAGUUUGCUAAAGCAAAACUAGCUAGUGAAUUCUGGGAGAUAAAGCCAUCGUGGUUCGGGGGGCAAAAAACCUUUUGUUUCCAGCCCGAUUGGCUCAAACACUGGCCGAGUUAGCGUGACAGUUGUACGAUGUUUCAGAGAAUAGCGCAUGUCUGAUCUGCCGUGUCACUGAUCACUGUUCUCCUCACUGUUUAUUGUAAAGUGAUAGAUUAGGCUUCACCUAGUUAUGCACCUGUUUUUUAAACACUAAUAUAUUUUAUUUGUUAUACAGCACAUAAACAUUAAACUUUAUUUUUUUGAACUCUA